CCUGUAUAUAUAUAGGUUGUUUACAUCCUGGAUCGCUUCAUUUUUAAAAAACUACUUAUCGUUUAAACACAUAAUCGCUCCUCGUGUGUAAUCUUCGUCUCUUCAUUUAGCAACAAACAAGCUGUCACAAUGAAGAAUUUAAGUGUGUAUAUACUUAUAGCUGUUUCUGCAUUGUUGUUAAGCUUCUUAGGUGCAAUGGCAAACGUUGAAACCAAAAUAUCAGCUAACAACAAUAAAAAGCUGGUUUGUUACUAUUUUGCCUCUGGCCUCCUUCAUGUCACAGACAUUGACCCAUUCUUGUGUACACAUCUCAUUUUUGCAUUUGCAAAGUUUAAAGAUGGUGAAUUAAUUGAAGUAUCACCAUCUGACAUCAAAAUCUACGGGCAAAUGGUCGAUCUGAAGCUGAAAAACCCUGCGUUAAAAGUGAUGCUGUCGGUGCAGAGAGGUUUUUCGGAAUUGGUCAAUUCAGAUGAUGAUACUCUUAAAAAAUUCUACAAACAAGCCAUACAUUAUUUAAGGGAAUAUCGAUUCGAUGGAAUUGAUCUCGACUGGGAGUUUCCUAAGGCUAAUGAGAAAGAGAAGUAUUCAAGAUUUCUAAAAGAGUUCCGUGCUGCUAUAACAAACCAUUCCAAAACUUCUGUUAGACCUCCACUGUUACUGACAGCAGCUUUACCAAAUAAUGUACGAAAACUAGAAAACUACGAUAUUGAUACUCUCAAUAGCACUUUAGAUUUUGCUACAGUGAUGACCUAUGACUUCCACAUGUUCAUCAAAAAUGUAGACGUCAACACAGGGUUCAACAGUCCACUUUACCCAGCGAUAUAUGAAAGAAAACUUUCCAGUACGGUUGGUCUUAUGGAUUACUACUUGAAAACAGGUUUUUCUCCGUCGAAACUUCUCGUUGGACUCCCAACGUAUGGUCGGACAUGGAAAUUGAAAACAGCUGAAAACCAUGGAGUCCAUGCCCCUGCUGUUGGCAAAGGGGAUCCAGGAUCAAUAAUCCAUAGCAGAGGGGUCUUUACAUAUCCUGAGGUAUGCCUUGCUCUAAAAAAUGGUUCUAAUUAUGUUUGGGACGCUGACUCUGAGGUACCUUACCUCUACAAUGAUCUCUUAUGGUGUAGUUUUGAGGACCCUAGGAGUGCUGCCAACAAGGCGAAACAUUUUCUAAACAAAUGUGGUGGAGUUGGUGUUUGGACCAUUACUUUUGAUGAUGCUGAAGGAAAAUAUUCGAAAGACUAUCAAAAGUUCCCAAUAAUUACUGCUGUGAAAAAUGUUAUAAUGGGAACUGAGAAUAAAGAUUCCUCACCAGUUUCACAACCCCUGUUAUAAAUUUUGUUGUUUUAUCCAAACAAUUUUCAAAAAUAAUACUUUAUAAUAAAAUUUUCUUUAAAAGACAAA
Messenger RNA from Octopus bimaculoides (California two-spot octopus), 1398 nucleotides. Its product is annotated as acidic mammalian chitinase. Gene Ontology annotation, molecular function: chitinase activity; chitin binding. Gene Ontology annotation, cellular component: extracellular region. Gene Ontology annotation, biological process: chitin catabolic process; carbohydrate metabolic process. The record is from RefSeq and is a predicted model, not a curated record. Lineage: Eukaryota; Metazoa; Mollusca; Cephalopoda; Octopoda; Octopodidae.